UCUCCGGACCGCCCCGGAAGUAUUCUCUAGCCACUCCCCAAGAGCUUGAGGGCUUGGCUCCAGGAUCGACCUGUCUAAAACUGCCAACGUCAUCUCCGCCCUUAUUAUCUGCGACGUGGCCGGCUUCUUCUGCCCAGAGAGAACGUCACAUCCGCCGAUUCCCUGACCUGCUGCUAGGAUCGCGACGGGAACUGGAACCCGAGGUCCCCGCGCGGUCCGGGCCUGGCGCCCUGAGGGGAAAAGCGGCCUGGCCCAGCCAUGACAGACGGGAUCCUAGGGAAGGCAGCCACAAUGGAGAUCCCCAUCCAUGGGAAUGGCGAAGCCGGGCAGCUUCCUGAAGAUGAUGGGCUGGAGCAGGACCUCCAGCAGGUGAUGGUGUCAGGACCCAACCUCAAUGAAACUAGCAUUGUGUCUGGUGGCUAUGGGGGCUCUGGUGAUGGACUCAUUCCCACAGGGUCUGGCCGCCAUCCGUCUCACAGCACCACACCUGCUGGCCCUGGUGAUGAGGUGGCCCGGGGCAUCGCUGGAGAAAAGUUUGACAUCGUCAAGAAAUGGGGCAUCAACACAUAUAAGUGCACAAAGCAGCUGUUAUCAGAGCGAUUUGGCCGAGGCUCCCGGACUGUGGAUCUGGAGCUAGAGCUGCAGAUUGAAUUGCUGCGUGAGACGAAGCGCAAGUAUGAAAGUGUCCUGCAGCUGGGCCGGGCACUGACAGCCCACCUCUACAGCCUGCUGCAGACCCAGCAUGCACUAGGUGAUGCCUUUGCUGACCUCAGCCAGAAGUCCCCAGAGCUUCAGGAGGAAUUUGGCUACAAUGCAGAGACACAGAAGUUGUUGUGCAAGAAUGGGGAGACGCUGCUGGGCGCUGUGAACUUCUUUGUCUCUAGCAUCAAUACACUGGUCACCAAGACCAUGGAAGACACGCUCAUGACUGUCAAACAGUAUGAGGCUGCCAGGCUGGAGUAUGAUGCCUACCGGACAGACUUAGAGGAGCUGAGUCUAGGCCCCCGGGAUGCAGGGACGCGUGGUCGACUUGAGAGUGCCCAGGCCACAUUCCAGGCCCAUCGGGACAAAUAUGAGAAGCUGCGGGGAGAUGUGGCCAUCAAGCUCAAGUUUCUGGAAGAAAACAAGAUCAAGGUGAUGCACAAGCAGCUGCUGCUGUUCCACAAUGCGGUGUCCGCCUACUUUGCUGGGAACCAGAAACAGCUGGAGCAGACCCUGCAGCAGUUCAACAUCAAGCUGCGGCCUCCAGGAGCCGAGAAGCCUUCCUGGCUAGAGGAGCAGUGAGCGGCUUCCAGCCCAACUUGGUUAUCAAGAAGGACACUGGGCAGGGCAGUCCCAGGGUGGAGGAGACGGGACGUGGGACAUCCCUUGCCACUUGCUUUCCGGCUUGGGCUCCCUUUUCCUGGCUGGGGUCUGACACCAGUUUUGCCCAUACUACUGUGGUGUGAAGAGGGCCUGUAGGCCCAGAAGCUGCUGCCCUGUCCUUUAUCUUCCUGGUCACUGGGCUUCAUUCCCAGAUCUUUUCCUUUCACUCCACAGCCAAAGGCUAUGACAAAAUCGCUCCCUGGCCAAUGGCAUCACUCCUCAGGCCUAGCCCCAGCUUUGGGAUGUGCCCCUGACCAAAGGCAGGACCUCAAAAGGCCCUGUCUGCCAAUGGCAGCUCUUCUUGGGCUCCCCUGGGCCAACGAUGUUGCCUCCAAUACCCUUUGUCCCCCUUCUGUGUGUGCCCAGGGCAGAGAAGGGGACUGGGACCAAAGGGGUGGGGAUAAUGGGGAGCCCCAUUGAUGACCCUGCAUCUGAAUGGGCCUCACCUUGUCCAGCUACCCAGUUGAAUUGUGCUUAGAGACCAGGAAGACUGGGAUCUAGCACUAGGAAUAAACCUUUCCUAAAAGCAGGCCCAGUGAGGUCAAUUUGUGGGGGACUAGAGGAGGGUGGGUUGGCAGAGAAAUGCUCAGUCUAAUGCAUUCAAAUCCUAUGAAUUCAGAAGAGCUGCAGCCAGACAGCUGAAAUCACAAGUUUGAGAAACAGCCUGAAGGCCUGAUCUCCCUCAGUCCCAGUUGGAGCCAAAGCUUUAUUUUCCUUUUUGGUUAGCACCAAGAUAGCUAUAGAUCUGAAGAGCAUAGGGUCCAGAGAGGCUUGAGCUUGCUGACCAUCAUGCAUUCAAUCAUACAGCAAAUGUUUACUGAGUGCUUUUAUUUGCCAGGCACUGCGUUAGACCCUGGGGAAACAUCAGUGAAUAAAACACAGUCCCUGCUCACAGUGCUUAAGGCCUAGUGGGGGAUAGAGAUGAGUAACCAGGCAACUACAAUACAAUGAGAAAUACUAGGAUACAGCAAUACAGGAUGCAGUGGGAGCACCAGACAAGGGGCACCUAGCUUAGACUGGGGUAGAGAUGGUGAUGCCAAUUUAAAAGCUGCAAUCUGAAAAGUAAGUGUCCAACAGCCAGGCAGAAAGGCCAGUGUACAUGAAGACUGAGUAGGAAUUCAGCCUGGAAUGAAAAAUGGAAGAGGGCAGGACAAAAGAAAGACCUUUCACCCUUCAGAGAAAGGAAACAAACCUUUCAAUCAGGUUUGCCAUUUAGAAGCCCAAGGUUGAGGAACAAGUACUGCGCCUUAAAAUAGUGUUCAUCUUUGGUAGCCUAGUGGCCCUAGCUUGGCACUCUAAGCAUGAAGCCUGCCUGAGGCUCCUUCACACAAGCAGUCAGUGUCCCUUGCUGGGUUCAGAGAAGGAGGCAGUUCCAUGGCACCUCCUGCAGCCAGUUGUUAAACCCAGACCUGAACUUUAUGUGAGAAGUCACAAGACAGCUCCCAGCAGCACUUUAGUCAGGGCCGUCACAAUGUUAGCCCUUGGCCAAAGACAAUCUCCCACCUCUGGAGGGUGGAGAACGGACAACCCCGCCAGCAGGUUCUCAUAGCACGGGAUUCACGUAAGUUGGCCUCUUGAUAUACAAUUCCCAGCCAGACUUCCUGGGCUUUGGUUAGCCUGUAUGUAGUCAGCUGUCUGCCAAUUAUUAGGGGUGGGGGUCCUCAUACAGUCCCUUACUUUAUAGACCUGAGUGCCCAUAAAUGCACUGAGUCGCCAACUGGCUGGAGAUGGAGCCUGAAAGCAGAGCCCAAACAUUCCACCAUUUUCAGCCAAGUGAUUAGGAUUAACGCCGGGGGAACUAAAGCUCUUACUUCUGUUGUACAAUAGCUAAUAAAAGAAGCUACCUAUCAUGAUUAUGAGUAUUAAAUGAGAUAAUGUAUGUAUAGUGAUUAGUUCUGUGUCUGGCACAUAAUAAACACUCAGUCCCUGUUAACGUA
Molecule: messenger RNA, 3302 nt
Organism: Nannospalax galili (Upper Galilee mountains blind mole rat)
Lineage: Eukaryota; Metazoa; Chordata; Mammalia; Rodentia; Spalacidae
Gene: Arfip2
Product: ADP ribosylation factor interacting protein 2
Exons: 8
Coding region: 259-1284 (341 amino acids)
Biological process (GO): regulation of Arp2/3 complex-mediated actin nucleation; intracellular protein transport
Cellular component (GO): trans-Golgi network membrane
Molecular function (GO): protein domain specific binding; phospholipid binding
Source: RefSeq, a predicted model, not a curated record